Molecule: messenger RNA, 3169 nt
Organism: Microdochium trichocladiopsis
Lineage: Eukaryota; Fungi; Ascomycota; Sordariomycetes; Xylariales; Microdochiaceae
Product: Muniscin C-terminal mu homology domain-containing protein
Exons: 5
Coding region: 225-2831 (868 amino acids)
Biological process (GO): septin cytoskeleton organization
Cellular component (GO): endocytic vesicle; plasma membrane; cytoplasm
Source: RefSeq, a predicted model, not a curated record
CUCGCGACCACGCCAAUCCUCGAUUUCCUCCCGGAUCAACCUCCUCCAACUCACAAUCGCCUCGGUGCCCACGCCCACGCCUGCAACCUCGCUCUCCUCCCCUUGAGCCCUGCCUCUGCGACCCGCGUUCAUGUCGUAGCUUCGCCCCGUCCUCCUCGCCUCUCCCUCUGCCACCUGCUUGCUCUCUUCCGGCCCUCGCACCAGCUUCUCCCGCCUCGCUCGCCAUGGACGACCUCUCGCGGACUGAAUACCCGGCCAUGCUGGCCAACCUCCAGCCCGGCCAAGCUGUCAACGCCCUCAACGACCGUGUCAAGCGCAUCGCAAAGGUCAACACCGAGAUCGCCGACUGGCUACAGGAACGUCGCAAGGUCGAUGAGCAGUAUGCGCAAAGCCUGCGCAAGCUCACUCAGUUCCGUGUCCCCAAUGCCCAAUCCGAGCUUGGCACCUUUCAGCCGCAAUGGGACAAGAUCCUCGCCGCCACAGACUCUCUCGCCAGCUCUCACUCCGCCUUUGCCGCCAAGAUCGACAAGGACGUCGAGACUCCCCUCCGGAAUUUCCAGCAGAAGAAGGAGAUGGCGAGCAUGCAGACAAUCCAGGGAAACCUGACAAACAUGGCCAAGGAGCUCGAAGACGCGCAGCAUGCCUCGGACAAACUCUCCAAGAAGGGCGGGAAGGCCAGCGCGGCCAAGAUGGACAUGGCGGCGGCAAAGCUCGAGUCCGCCACCGGUCAAUGGGAAUCCCAAGCCCCGUUCAUCUUUGAAACACUGCAGGCUCUCGACGAGUCGCGCAUGAACCACCUUCGGGAUGCUCUCACGCAAUACGGCACUUUCGAGGGCGAGCGCGCACAGCGCCACCAAGCCGAUGCCGAGCUCAUUCUCAACAGCCUCCUCGACUACAGCACUGCUACAGAGAUCUCUCACUUUGCAUCAAGGACAACGGCCGGGAAACCCAAGCUGGAGAAGCGCGCCACGUCGCUCCGUCAAAACUCGACUGCAGGAACGACCACAUCGACCACUGCGCCGUCCACGACUGCUCCCAACAACUCACUCGCACCGUCCACGACGACUCCCAGUAUUGCUCCCCCCGCCCCUACGCCGCCUGCCGCUUCUAUGGAGGACGAUCGUAGCGAACACUCGAUCCCUCGUGAGGCGCCUCCAGAGAACAAGCUCCGCAGUCGCAUCGGCACUAUGUUGGGCCGUCGACGGCAGAGUAUCCACGGCGGCUUUGGGCAAUUGUCCCCAUCCAAAGGCCCAUUUGGCAGAGCUUCGAAGAGCAGUCAUGGGCCGAGUGUGUCCCCGAGAACCUCUUCGAACAACCUUGGUGGGUCAGAUCGGCUUGGAUCAUUAGCAGAGUCUGAAGACCAAGAUGAGCUGCGGCAAUCGGAAGCCAGGGACAAGUCAUCACGACCUACGACGAACGGCACAGGAGCUGGAGAGACUGGUCCUGGCCCACAGACAAAUGGCAAGCCGGCGCCCGCAGAUCUGCUCGAUGUGCCGCCUCCAGCGGGUCCCCCUCCAUCGCAGAGGCAGCCAGAGAAGGACGCUGAAGGUUUCACCGUGCCGGCUGCCGCCAAUGAUCCUAUUUCUGCAGCUGAGAAGGAAGCUGCUGGGGAGGAAGCGGACCAGCUUUUCAAGCUUAACAUCCAGAAUGAGCCAGUCGCCGACGAAGAUCCAGAGGCCAAGAAAGCUGCACUGUCCAACGUCGCCAACAGCCUGGCUAUGGGUAUGCCGACCCGGAAAACAGGCACUAUCCGUGGUCGCCGUGACGUGCGCAACACCAUUUACGUGCCUGCCCCGAUUUCGCAAGGAUCCUCGACAUCAGUCCCGUUCCCGCCUUCGCCUAACUUCACAACUCAGAACUCACGAUCAACCGGUCUUACUGCGCUGACCUCCGAACCAUCCGUGGCCGGCACCUCAGACACUCAGUCUAUCCGUUCUGCCACCUCACUUGGCGGCAUCAUCCACGCUAAGCAUCCGGAUCUGCACGAGCCGGGUCUGAACUCGUCCAUAAUCGAGACAGUAUCCGCCAGCUUCGAAGAUGGCCAAGUAAAAUCGGUCAAAGUAAAUGGCGAGAUCGCUUUUGCGUACAACGCGUCUGACUCAAGUGUACCGAUGCAAAUCCCUAUCCGCAUCAACAACUUCUCUGCUCUCGAGGUCAUCGGGCCGAACCGCAUCUUCGUCACCAACGACACUCCUGAUCAGGCAGAACGCUUCAUCCUAGAUCCUUCGCAUCUGCAGAAGACUUCGAUUGGCUUCUCGUACCGUCUCCACGUCGACAUGGAGACGCCUGCUACCGAACACGUGCCGAUAAUACUGAACCCGGUCUGGAAGCCUCAGGGUGACAAGCUAGGCUUGUUGUUGCAAUACAAGCUGAAUCCGACAUUUAAAUUUGCAAUUGGCGCUUCGUCAGUGCUGAUCCAUAACCUCGUCUUCUUCACCACGUACGAAGGUGUAGCCACUGGUGCUCAGACCAAGCCACCUGGAACGCACCUGAAGGACAAGCAUCUCGUCUACUGGCGGUUGGGGGAUGUUACACUCACGGCAGGAGGUGAAUGGCAAAAGAUUGUGUGCCGCAUAAUAGGUGCACCCGGCCAGGAACCUAAGCCAGGCUCGGUAGAGGCACGCUGGGAGGUCAGUCCGGGUACGAUCAGUGGCGGCGAGCCGAGCAUCAUAUCUGUCUCGCGGCUCGAAGAGAGCAAGGGCAAGGAGGCAGAGGUCAUUGACGAGGAUGACCCUUUUGCGGACGUCCAGUCCGAAGGGAAAUGGCUGGACAUCCCAGCAACCCGCAAGGUCGUCAGUGGCAAGUACGAGGGCACGCAGACUGCGUCCUAGUACUGGAGCAAAAGCUCAUACAAAGAUAUCACGAUGGGCGAUUCGCGACAGCAGCUUGCGCCGCUGCAGCCCACCCUAUUUGCCCCAUCCGGGGGAAAACCAUUCGCUUUGAUUCCAUUUCCUUUCAUAUUGUCCAGCAGUACCAUUGCAUCUAGAGGGUGUUCGAGUCCUCCGUGUAUAUGCCCGAACGGCCCCGAUUUCAUUAGCCAGGCCCGGGCUUGUCGUACAUAUCUCUCUCUAUAUAUAAUGAUUCAAGGCUAUAUCAGUUGUGCAAAAACCUCGAAGUCGAUGACGUGGAAUUGUUGUCUGGUUAUGCCCUGGUUUCACAUGGCGGUGGC